Messenger RNA from Meriones unguiculatus (Mongolian gerbil), 834 nucleotides. It is a transcript of the gene Fgf23, whose product is annotated as fibroblast growth factor 23. Lineage: Eukaryota; Metazoa; Chordata; Mammalia; Rodentia; Muridae. Gene Ontology annotation, cellular component: cytoplasm. The coding region runs from base 1 to 681 and encodes 226 amino acids. The transcript has 3 exons. The record is from RefSeq and is a predicted model, not a curated record. Gene Ontology annotation, biological process: cell differentiation; positive regulation of cell population proliferation; positive regulation of gene expression. Gene Ontology annotation, molecular function: type 1 fibroblast growth factor receptor binding; growth factor activity.
AUGCUGGGGACCUGCCUCAGACUGCUGGUGGGUGCUCUGUGCAGCGUCUGCAGCUUGGACACUGUUAGAGCCUACCCGGACUCCUCCCCAAUGCUUAGCUCCAACUGGGGAAGCCUGACCCACCUGUACACGGCCACAGCCAGGAACAGCUACCACCUACAGAUCCAUAAGGAUGGCCACAUAGAUGGCACACCCCAUCAGACCAUCUACAGUGCCCUAAUGAUUAGGUCAGAGGAGGCAGGCUUUGUGGUCAUCACAGGGGCCAUGACUAGCAGGUUCCUGUGUAUGGAUCUCAGAGGCAACAUUUUUGGAUCGCGUCACUUCAGCCGGGAGAACUGCAGGUUCCGCCAGUGGACGCUGGAGAACGGCUACGACGUCUACCUGUCGCCUCAGCAUCACUACCUGGUGAGCCUGGGCCGUGCCAAGCGCGUCUUCCAGCCCGGCACCAACCCGCCUCCCUUCUCGCAGUUCCUGGCGCGCAGGAACGAGGUCCCGCUGCUGCGCUUCUACACGGCGCGGCCGCGGCGCCACACGCGCAAGCCCGUGUCCUGCUCGCGCGAGCUGCCGAGCGCCGAGGAUUACGACCCCGAGGUCAGCGACCCGCUGGGCAUCGUGCUCCGGGACCGCGGGGUCCCUCCCAGAGGCGCGAACCGGUGCCGGCCCUUUCCCAGGUUCGGCUAGGUCGCCGGCCGCGGCGGCCUCCGCCCCAGUCCUCCGGCCGGCUCAGCCCGCCCGCAAGGCGGAGGGCUGGGGAGCCGUGAGGACGUCUGCCUCUCUCCCUUCCCUUUGGGCCUGCGGGUCACCUCGGAGGGUGUCCCCACCCUCCCACCCCCC